Messenger RNA from Limanda limanda (common dab), 1095 nucleotides. It is a transcript of the gene gdap1, whose product is annotated as ganglioside induced differentiation associated protein 1. The transcript is spliced from 6 exons. Gene Ontology annotation, biological process: mitochondrial fusion; mitochondrial fission. Gene Ontology annotation, cellular component: mitochondrial outer membrane. Lineage: Eukaryota; Metazoa; Chordata; Actinopteri; Pleuronectiformes; Pleuronectidae. Bases 1 to 1095 code for a protein of 364 amino acids. The record is from RefSeq and is a predicted model, not a curated record.
AUGGCGUCUGAAAGCGGCUCUGUAGCCCAGGAUGAGAAAACAGCUCUGAUAGAAGCAGAGUCUGGACAAGAUGCUGUUCAGCAGCAGGAAGGAGAAACGUCUGAGAAGCAACAUGAGUCCAAGUUGACGCUUUAUCACUGGACUCAGUCUUUUAAUUCUCAGAAGGUGCGUCUGGCCAUAGCAGAGAAAGGUUUGCACUGUCAGGAGUACGACGUGAGUCUGCCGCUCAGCGAGCACAACGAGCCCUGGUUCAUGCGUCUGAAUCCAACGGGUGAGGUUCCCGUCUUAGUCCACGACGACAACGUCAUCUGUGACCCGACACAGAUCGUGGACUAUCUGGAGCAGAACUUCAAUGAUGAGGGCACACCCAAGCUUGUACCUGAAGAGGGCAGCACAUACUAUCACAGGGUGCAGCACUACCGAGAGCUGCUGGACUCACUGCAGAUGGAUGCCUACACCCAUGGCUGCAUCCUCCACCCUGAGAUCACAGUGGACUCACACAUACCAGCCUAUGCUGCCUCGCGCAUCCGAACACAGAUUGGAAACACACAGUCGGAGCUGAAAAAACUGGCCGAGCAGAAUCCAGAGCUGAAAGAUGCUUAUGUUGCAAAACAGAGGCGCAUAAAAUCUAAGUUGUUUGACCACGACAACAUGAAGUAUCUGAAGAAGCUUCUGGAUGAACUGGAGGGUGUGAUGGACCAGGUGGAGACAGAGCUUCAGAGGAGAGAGGAAGAAACACCAGAGGAAGGAACUCAGUCCUGGCUGUGUGGCGACUUCUUCAGCAUGGCCGACAUCUCUCUGGCAGUAACCUUACACCGCCUCAAGUUCCUCGGCCUCUCCCGUCGCUACUGGGGCAACAGUAACCGUGUCAACCUGGAAACGUACUAUGAGCGUGUGGUGGAGCGGCCGGCCUUCGGGAGGGUUUUGGGCCACGUCAACAACAUCCUGAUAUCUGCAGUCCUGCCGGUGGCGUUUCGUGUGGCCAAGAAGAACGCGCCGGUAAUUGUGGGUACCACUUUGCUGAUUGGCCUCCUGGGCGGAGCUACAUACUUGGCCUUCCUGUACAUGAAGAAGAGGCUCACUACCUUUAGCUGA